This is a messenger RNA of Jatropha curcas, 1442 nucleotides long. Its product is annotated as phosphoenolpyruvate carboxylase kinase 2. The record is from RefSeq and is a predicted model, not a curated record. NCBI's taxonomy places the organism in Eukaryota, Viridiplantae, Streptophyta, Magnoliopsida, Malpighiales, Euphorbiaceae. Gene Ontology annotation, molecular function: protein kinase activity; ATP binding. Gene Ontology annotation, biological process: protein phosphorylation.
CCUCUAUAAAUCUAAACAAACAGAUUGCCAAACUAAACUCAAACCAAAUCAAAACGCCUUACAAAAUAAUCCAAAAACGAUCACCGGAAAUGUGCGACACUGUGAAGAACAACUACCAGCUUUGCGAGGAGGUUGGCCGUGGCCGAUUUGGCAUCAUUUCUCGCUGCUUCUCUCCGAUCAGUAACGACUUCUUCGCUUGCAAAAUCGUAGACAAAAACCUCCUUACGGAUUCCACCGACCGCGAGUGCCUUCAAAACGAAGCUAAAAUCAUGACUGUCUUAUCUCCGCAUCCAAACAUUGUUCAGAUCCACGAUGUAUACGACACCGAUGACUCACUCACCAUGGUUAUGGAGCUCUGUGAGCAGUAUACUCUUUAUGAUAAGAUUAUCAAGAGUAAUGGAGGUCUUUCUGAAGCAAAAUCUGCUACGAUUAUGAAACAAUUGUUAAAUGCCAUUUCUCAUUGCCAUAGAUUCAAUAUUGUGCACAGAGACAUCAAGCCGGAUAAUAUCCUGUUUGACUCGCGGAAUAGAGUGAAAUUGGCCGAUUUUGGAUCGGCAGAUUGGCUAAGCGAUGAGGGGACGAUGACCGGUGUAGUAGGAACACCGUAUUAUGUGGCGCCGGAGGUUGUGUUAGGGAGAGAUUAUAACGAGAAGGCUGAUAUAUGGAGUGCUGGUGUAGUUUUGUAUGUAAUGUUGGCUGGGAUACCACCGUUUUACGGCGAGACGGUAGAGGAGAUAUUCGAAGCGGUUAUUAGAGGAAAUCUGAGAUUUCCGCCGCGGAUAUUUAGGAAUGUUUCGCCGGAGGCGAAGGAUCUCUUGAAGAAAAUGAUAUGCAGAGACGUUUCCCGGCGAUUCUCAGCUGAGCAAGCUCUAAGGCACCCAUGGAUUCUGAACGAAGGAGAGACAAGUUCAAUGGACUAAAAUGCCCUCAAUGAAAGAAGAAAUUACAGGUGAAAGCACUAAUAACUUAUCACUGUGUACAUCUACAUAUCAGUGGGUAGCGCGAAGUCCGAUGGAGGGUACUUCCAGAAUUCCAGUUUUUCCACGCUACUGCCUUAGAGAGAGAAGAAGAAAAAGACAAGCGAAGUCACAUGGGGGGCUCCACUAUCGAGAAAUGAGACUUUUUUUUUUAUUAUUAUUAUUUUUUUCUUUUUGCCCGGUUUCUGUUUUGGCUUUGUUUGAUAUGAGAAUGGAAGGAGAGAAAGAAUAGGAUUUGUAGAUAAAUGUGGAAAAAGAAAAAUAAAAAAUAUUAAAAAAUCAAGUCUUUCCCCGCCUUUGUUGCCCCCUUUUUUUGGGCUAAGGAAGAGGGAAAGCUGAAGACGUUUGUACUUUGUAGUUUGUACUGUUAUUACUACUACUGGUAUUUUGCCUCUUUAUUUUUCCUCGUACGAAUCUUAAUGUAUGUCUUGUAAAUGCAAAUUUAGAAUGUGAAUUGAAUUUGCA